Messenger RNA from Linum trigynum, 555 nucleotides. NCBI's taxonomy places the organism in Eukaryota, Viridiplantae, Streptophyta, Magnoliopsida, Malpighiales, Linaceae. The record is from the annotation of a GenBank genome assembly.
CUCCAAGAAACAAGAAAAACAGACAAUAUUAUUAUAGUUGUCGCAAACACCAAACCAUUUACUGCGUAUAACGUUAAUGAUGGUGGCAGUAGAGGUAAUGACAGGAAGCCUUUUCCAUGUUAAUGUCGAAGAAGAUAAUGCCAAAGUUGCCGACCUCAAACGUGCAAUCGCAGCCCAGCAGAAGCUGCCCUUUGAUCGUAUGAUCUUGCUGCUUGGAGAUGGUUGUUGUAUAUCAGACGAUGAUGACGAUUUAACUCUAGAUGAAUGUGGGAUUCAUGAUAAUGGCUCCCGCAUUUACCUCUUCUUCACGCCAAUAGAUGAUGGCUCCUCCGAUGACUUUAUUUUCACCUGGUCGGAGGUCUUUUAGCUUGCUAGCUAUAGCCUAUUUUGUUGUUGUUGGUAAGCUAUCUAGCCUUUGGGGUUUUCGGUCAUUAAAAUUAAAAGAAUGGUUAAAAUUGAAGUUGUAAAUUACUAAUUCAUAAUCUAAGAGCAGCAACUAAUCAUGACUCAUAUGAUUAUUUUUAUUGGCUUUCGCAAUGAAAAUUUUGACUUCGA